AUGCAAAGGAGAAAUAGUUAUUCUAGGAGUAUAUAUGCUCCAACAACAGCAUCUCGAAUCGCUGAUGCAAAAAACAAGCGUGAAACUCGGCUGCUUGUGCAAACCAGCAGAGGAUUGUCGUGCGAAAAAGACUGGACACUGAAAAACUUUUUCAGAGAGAAGGCCAAAACUAAUGCCUUUUUGAAAAAGAUCCACCGAAGUAGCCCUGGAAUGCUGCAUUUUCAGCGUAGGAAAAAUGGAAGGCUUGCUCUAGACUGGAGGAAUGGUUUCGUAGCUGGAAAUGACACAAAAAUUCCAGUGAAAACUCAUGGUGGAAGACAACAUAGUCGGGUCCUUAAUCACAGAGAAGAAAUGCAAGAACCAAUACAAGAGUCUUUAGUGCGAGAUUUCCCAAGCAGGGCGUCCAAAAAUUUAGAAGAUAGCUCUGAGUUGAAUGGACAGAAUUUCGAAGAUGGAUUUGAAAAAGAAAAUUUAAGUUCCGACGUACAACCAUUUCAAGCAACCACUUUAAGACACUCUGAAGACGAAAGUGCUAAAGACGUGGAGAAAACGAAUGUUUCUGUUAAAAAUCCUUUUAAAGUUCGCUCAAGAACAUCAGGGAUAUGCUUUUGUCAUUGUCAGGAACUAAAUUUACCCCCCAUAAACCUGCCAAAAAAUGGAAGAAGAUUUUCAGAAACUGGAUUUGGUCUGAAGUUUCCAUGCAACUUUGAAAGAAACUCGAACCGAAAGCUCAGCAUGCCUCUUAUUGCAAGGCAUGGUAGGCUGUUGUGA
This is a messenger RNA of Pocillopora meandrina, 771 nucleotides long. The record is from the annotation of a GenBank genome assembly. NCBI's taxonomy places the organism in Eukaryota, Metazoa, Cnidaria, Anthozoa, Scleractinia, Pocilloporidae.